Scomber japonicus (chub mackerel) is the source of this 2242-nucleotide messenger RNA. RefSeq names its product TRIO and F-actin binding protein b (gene triobpb). The transcript has 12 exons. Bases 350 to 2014 code for a protein of 554 amino acids. Gene Ontology annotation, biological process: actin filament organization; positive regulation of substrate adhesion-dependent cell spreading. Gene Ontology annotation, molecular function: actin filament binding. The record is from RefSeq and is a predicted model, not a curated record. NCBI's taxonomy places the organism in Eukaryota, Metazoa, Chordata, Actinopteri, Scombriformes, Scombridae. Gene Ontology annotation, cellular component: actin cytoskeleton.
GUAGGCGAGCAAAGACACAGCUGCAUAAGUGUGAACCUCACAGCUACUUAGUUAGAAAGUUGUGAAUUUAUCAAUUUGAAGCUCCAGCGUUGUCUCCGUGUGCGGCUCUUUUUCUCCCCGUGAGCCCGGAUAGAGGUGUCUGCUCUGGGGCUGUGGCGGCUCGCUGGAUGAAGUUAACCUGCGCAUGAAUGGCGGGGUUUUAUCUCAUUUCACCUAACGCCUGUGUCCUACGAGAAAGUAAGGUUUUUUGCCCGAGGGAUUUAGCUUAAGCUUGAGCAGUGAGCCUGAGAGCUUGAGGAGGUUUUGGUGCUUUUCUUUUGUCUUCAUUUCACCCUUUCUGGAUAUUAUCAUGACGCCCGACCUCCUGAACUUCAAGAAGGGAUGGAUGUCAAAACUGGACGAAUGCGGAGAGUGGAAGAAACACUGGUUUGUUUUGACUGAUGCUGGCCUGAAGUACUACAGAGACUCCAGUGCAGAGGAGAAAGAUGACGUGGACGGAGAGAUUGACCUAAAAUCCUGUGUGAAAGUGUCUGAGUUUGAUGUGGGGAAGAAUUAUGGCUUUCAGAUACAGACACGGGAGACUGUGUUCACGCUGUCUGCCAUGACAGCAGGGAUCAGGAGGAACUGGAUAGAGGUUUUAAAGAAGUGCGUCCGGCCCAGCAGCUCGCCAGACCUCACACAGUUGCCCGACAGCAGCAGCGACAAAGAAAACUCCCACACUCGCUUUCCACUGUCUUCACGUCGCCCAUCAUCUCGUCACGGCGAAGUUCAGUCAGAAGCGCCGACCUCCGCCCCUCCCUCUCAUCGUACGUUCGACUAUGUUGAGCUGUCCCCCGUUCCCGCCUCUUCCGGCACGCUUCCAGCCAGUCAGAGAGAAGCAGGAGAGGGGCAGGGGAGGGAGCAGAGCCAGUGGCAGGAGGAGAGGACCAGAGACACCACAAACAGCCAGUGGGAGGCUUUGCUGUCCAGGAAGGGCACCGGCGUAGGAAUGAACCUCAAGUCACGCCUGGACGAGGAAAUAGAGAGAAAGUGGGGCGAAAUCGAACGCAUGAAUAUAAAAGAGACGAGCUCCUUAUCAUCACUGGGGAUGCGAUCCAGACAGCCAGCCGAUGAGGCGCUGCAGAGGGAGGUGGCGUCACUGAGGCAGCAGCUGGAGCAACUUCAACAAGGGGGGAGAGGAGGAGUGGGAGUGGGAUUGGGAGGGAGAGGCGGAGGGGGAGUGCGGGGCGGCUGUGGUCCCGAGGCCCCCUGCGGCCGCAGCCUGGCAGCCAUGGAACGCGCUCACCGGCAAGCGCUGGAGGAGCUGCAGAGGCAGCACGAGCGUCAGAUCAAGGAGCUGGAGACGGAGAAGGGCAGGCUGCUGCUGGAGGAGACCCAGGACACAGCACGAGUGAUGGAGGCUUUGAAGAAGAAACACAAAGAAGAACUGGAGAGAGAGGUUGAGAAAGUCAAGAGGCUAAGCAGCGGAGUGCUAGACUCACAGACGUUGCGAGCCCAACAACAGGCAGAGAGUCAGUCCUUACAGAGAGAGCUGGCCGGACUGUCUGAGCGCUACUCUCAGAAGUGUCUGGAGCUAAACCGAGCUGAGCAGAACAACGCUGAGAGAGAGAGGGAGAUCAGCCGCAAGGAGAGAGACCUGGAGCAGCUGAGGAAAGAGAACCAGGAUUUAAAGGCCCGUUUGACGGAAGAGAUCAGCCGUAUACGAUCUACCAUCACAGAUCAGAGCUCAGAGGACAACAAAGUCAGGACGCCCUGUGAAUUAGAGGUCCUUCUCAGGGUGAAAGAAAACGAGAUAGAAUACUUACACAAGGAGAUCAGCUGUUUAAGGAACGAACUGCAGUUUCUUAACACGGAGAAACGGCUGGCCUGUGAGCGAUAUACAGAAGUGAAUGAGGAGCUGAGUGGGAUGAAGGGCCGGAGCGAGCGGGAGAUCCAAAGUCUAAAGGAACACUUGAGGCUGGCUAUGGCUGCUCUGCAGGAGGGGCAAAAGCUGGGUAACAGCCUGGACCACUGAAAGCCUGCUGCUGGUACUAAUGCUCUGGCAGACACAGUUACAGGUGUGGACUGAUGUAAAACAGGCGAUGAAAUGGCAUGAAAAGUCAUCAACUCAGCAACUUUCCCCAUGGAGAUUUUCAGAAGCAGACAUUGGUUGGAGUUUGUAUUUCAGUUCAGUUUUUUUUUCAUUCUCUGUGUAUUUUGUUUUCCAGGUAUGUCUACACCACAUUGACUGAAUCAAAGACUU